AUGCAUAUGCGAGGCUUCACUGUGGCAGACGACCCCGAAACCUUACGAAUCAAAGCGAAUACGAAGAUCAUCAGCAAUGUGGCGUACCACGGUGAUCUCGAGAAGAAGGCCCAGAUGGAACGGCAGCGCCAGAUCAACGAGAACGGGGAAAUUGUCGAUGCACCAACCGACAAUUACCAUCAACAAAUCGAAAACUACGCCACAGAGAUGCUGCCCCCCACAACAGCUCCCCAUCUACCCCCAAAAAACCAUUACCAAACACCCCAAACACAAUAUCAAAACCGUCAAUACAAAUCUGAGUAUAAACCAGAGCAGAACACUUACAAACCUGAACAGAACCCAUACAAACCAGAACAGUACCGCUCAGAACAGUACCGUCCGGAACAGUACAGGCCGGAACAGUACCGUCCGGAACAGUACAGGCCAGAACAGUACCACCCGGAGCAGUACAGGCCAGAAUACAGGCCCGACAAUUACACUGAGCAAUAUUACAAUCCAAAAUACGAGGACCCCCAAUACGGGUACAAUUACCAACAAGGUCAUGGGCAGCAGAAGAUUGGUCGGAUCCAGGAUUAUGAUCCUUUGACUGAUGGUCCCAGGACUGUACCGAAUACGCAGAGGGCGUCGGCGACUUUGAUUUAUAAUAGCACCAGUGAUAAACGAGGUUUGUAUUUGGUACCUUUUACACUACCAUGCCCUAUACAGGGU
Molecule: messenger RNA, 708 nt
Organism: Hyposmocoma kahamanoa
Lineage: Eukaryota; Metazoa; Arthropoda; Insecta; Lepidoptera; Cosmopterigidae
Product: LIM and SH3 domain protein Lasp-like
Exons: 3
Source: RefSeq, a predicted model, not a curated record